UUAUUGUAGACAUGAAAAAUACUGUGUGCCAGUCGUGCAGGUUAAUUUACAGUCAAACCAGAAGUGAUGAUCAAUUCCUAAUUUUGCUUUCAUGAAGGAUGUCAUUAAUUAAUUUGCAUGCAAAUUACUCAAGACGAAACGCCUAAAGAUGCCCAUGCUAGCUUCUGCCAGCCUUAGCUAAGUGGACGAAGUGAAAGAUUAAGAAGGACAGCAAGCUUGACAGCCCUUUCAGGACUAUAAUACCCAGCAUUCUCUGCUCCUGCCUGCUGACCGGAAAAGGAAAGCGUACGGAUUAUUUACAAAAUCUCAACGGCAAUACAAUGCUUUUUUUUCUGUCCUAAGAAUAUGAUGAGUACUAUUUGUUUAUAAAUGUAACUCAUAUAAAUUCAGAUUGCAUUUUCAUUUGAAGCCUUGUUGCUAAGUAACAGAUGAAAUGAAAUGGAUUGCUGAGUGACAGAUGGACGCUGCGCCGCGACAGAUGGAGCUUCAUUUCAUCUGAUGUGCGGAUCAUCAGGGGGAAAAGAGGACACUGGAGGAAACCCGGUCGGAUCGGGGAGAGACACUGCAUGAUGGUGGACAACCGCUCCGCCACGGCGCUGGUGAUCGCGUGCGUGCUGAGCACUCUGGCCACGGUGUACCUGUGUGUGGCGGUGGGCACGCGCCACUGGUACCAGUACACGAGCCCGCAGGUGCGUCACGAGCACAACGCGACCGAGCUGCGCGCGCUGCACCAGGAGCUCGGCGACGGAGAGUUCGAUGAGAAAACCGCGAGCGACGCGAUGUUCCGCCUCAACGGCACCGUCGGCCUGUGGUGGAGGUGCGUGCGCGUGCCCGCCGACCGCAACCGCUGGUACCGCGAGCCAGAUCCUGAGAUGGACACAGAGUGUGUGAGCUUCACACUGUCUCAGCAGUUUACACCCAAAUACACAGAGCCAGGCAACCACAACAGCGGAGAGGACAUGAUCCGCACCUAUCUGUGGAGGUGUCAGUUUCUCUUGCCCCUGUUCUCUCUGGGUUUGGUGUUAGUGGGAGGGCUGGUGGGAUUCUGUGCUUGUUUGUGUCGUAGUUUCAGUCCCACGCUGGGCAUUGGACUCCUCCACCUUCUUGCAGGUGUGUGUUCUCUGGGCUGUGUGUGUUGUUUUCUGGCGGGUAUGGACCUGCUACACCGUGUCUCUGUUAUCCCUGACCAGGUGGAUGGCUCUCUUGGCUGGUCCCUCUAUCUUGCGCUCAUCUCUUCUCCACUCUACAUGAUGGCUGCCGCGCUACUGGUGUGGGCCGCUCGCAGUCAUAGCAAGAACUACUACCGCUUUACCGCCUACCGAGUGGCCUAGAGCAUGCAUUUCAAAUUAUUACAGUCAGGCCUGUGUCCCAAAUCACAUAAUUCUGCACUAAACACACAUACAAAUCUUACAUAUUAACUUACUAAAUAGUAUGUAAACAUACUAUUACACCAACAUACUAUGGUAGCAAGUGAUAUGACAAUGUUGUCAAACUACUGUACUAAAUAGGCUGGAAAAUUAGUCUACAGCCAUGCAAAAUAGUAUGGAACAAAGCCACGCCCCAUACAACAGAACUAAAUAAUACAGCGUAUUAGUAUACCACAAUUCUACCAUGCAAAUUAGUAUCAGAAAACAGUACUACACCAUACUACUGUAUUAAAUAGUACGAUAAAAUAGUAUGCUAUCGUAGUAUUGUGCUAAAUAGUGUGACAUGCUAGAUAGUACAUUAGCAUACAAAAUAGCAUGGCAGGAUAAUACAUUAAUACUCCAUCAGACUACUGCACGAAAUAGUAUGGUUUAUUGGUACACUAGUAUACUACUGUACUAAAUAGUAUAGGGGAAAAGUACAUCAUCACACUACUAUAUUAAUAAUAUACACUGCCUGGCCAAAAAAAAGUCACAUUUGGCUUUAAAUAAGCAAAUACGUAAGAGCCCUUGAUUGGCUAAUUACUGCAGUGAUUAAUAUGUUUCAGCUGUCAACAAUUGUUUUAACCCUAAUUGAUGCAGUGAGUAGCUUCUCAUUUCUUAAACAACCAUGUCGGAAGAUGUAUCCCAUCGUCAUGGAAAAGAUGUUGCUGUGUUUCGGAAGGGUCAAAUUAUUGGCCUGGAUCAAGCAAAGAAAACAACUAAGGAAAUUGCUGAAAUGACUGGGAUUGGGUUAAGAACUGUACAAUGCUUUAUUAAAACCUGGGAGGAUAGUGGUGAACUGUCAAUGUCAAGGAAGAAAUGUGGUCGGAAAAAACUCUUAACUGAGUGUGAUCAGAGAUCACUUAAAUGCUUGAUAAGAUGAAUCGUAAAAACUCGAAAAUAGAACUCACGGCUCUGUUUAAUAGUGAAGUUAAGAGCAUUUCCAUACACAAUGUGAUGAGAACUAACAGGAUUGGUACUAAAGAGCUGUGCAGUGAUGAGGAAACCACUUGUUAUUGAGGCUAAUCAGGAGAAAAGGCUUCACUUUGCAAGGGAGAAUAAAGAUUGGACUCUGGAGCAAUGGAAAAAGGUCAUGUGAUCUGAUGAGUCCGGACUGACCCUAUUCCAGAGCGAUGGGCGUGUCAGGGUAAGAAGGGAAGUGCAUGAAAUGAUGCGUCCAUCGUGCAUCGUGACCACAGUACAAGCCUCUGGAGGCAGUGUUAUGAUCUGGGGUUGCUUCAGUUGGUCAGGUUGAGGCUCAGCAACGUUAUGGGGCAAUAAAAUUAAAUCAGCUGAUGACCUGCAUGUACUGAAUGACCAGGUUAGCAUCAGAUCAAUGGAUUUUUUUCUUCCCUGAUGGCACGGUCAUAUUCCAGGACACCAAUGCCAGGAUUCAGUGGCUUCAAAUAUUGAAAGAAUGGUUCGGGAAGCAUGAGGAAUCAUUUCCACACAUGAAUUGUCCACCACAGAGUCCUGACUUUAACCCCACUGAAAGUCUUCGGGAUGCUGGCGAAGACUUUAUGGAGUGGUUUGACUCUCCCAUCAUCAAUACAAGAUAUCAGUGAAAAAUUCAUGCAACUAUUGAUAAAAAUACAUAUUGUGAUGUUGUAUAAAGAAACAAUGUGUAAUCAAAGCUAAAAGCUGUCCAACAAAAUAUUAGAGGGUGCACUUUUUUUUUUGGCCAGGCAGUGUACAUAAAUAAAUAAUGGUGUAGUAUCAGACUACUGUACUAAAUAGCAUGUCAAAAUAGUCCACUGCUAUACGACCAUACUAAAAUAAUAGUCAUGCACAUGCUACCAUACUAAAUUAUAUUGUGCACUAAACACAAGCACAUAUGUGUGUUAGAGCAAGAGGGAGUGUGUCCUGAUAAUCCGAAAUCAGCGGAUGGAGAUGAGAUGGCUAUAAAAGCUAGCUGGGUGUGUGCAAGUGAGCAGAAUGCUGUGUGGACACUCGCUGUUAGAGUCUUCGUCAUCUUUAAAUGACAGUUAAAUGCAGACGCUAAAUGCUGCAAUGAGGUGCCAACAUUUAUGGUUUAAUCAAGUUUUGAUCCGUUGCUAUGGCAAUACAGCAGACAACAGGAAACUGGCAAUCAGACCAAACAUUUUUUUAAAAAAUUACUUGACUUAUCUAAAGGGAAAGCGUGCAGGAGGUUAUUUUUGCUCUGGCAUGAUUUUAUCUCAGUGAAAUUUAACCAGUGAAUUCAUGAACCUCGCUGUCUUGAGUCGAUACAAACCAAGACUGUGGUCUCUUUGGUUGUUAAAAAAAAUGGAGGAACUGUUUGUUAUUAAUUUGUGACACACCAGACUAUUUUAUUUUGCUGUUUUCUUAAUGUCCUGGGGGAGGGUGUACAUUAGCAUACACUAGAAUAAUUUUAGGGUAAAACCCUGCUUUUCUCUCUCUCUCUCUCUCUCUCUCUGUCUGCUAGGAGUUUACAAAAUUGGCACCUCUGAUAUUCAUUCAAGCAAGGCACUUUAAUGUUUCACGCUUUAAUGUUGCAUAAGUGUAUACUGACAUGACACUCUGUUAAUGCAAAUCCGUGUGGAUGCGAGUAUGUGUGUGGAAUUAGAGAAUUCACUGGAGGGUUUCUCACAUAAACUGUGAAGUGUUUAAUGGCACAAUGUAAUAAAGAAGCACAGAGAGCACUUUUUCACCGACACAGCGUCAACACUUAAUCAGGAACGUUUGUCUAAAAUCAGUUUGGUUACAUUUGCACAGUCCUGCAGAACCAGAAUCAAACAGGUUGGGGGUCAUUUCGUCAGCACGGAAAAUUUUAUUAACAGGUUUAAAUUUAAAUAAUGGCAUAAAAAUAAUUUUGUUUACUCAAAGUGAUAAUGUGAAUAGCAUGUGAAAAUCCCAUAUCUGGAUCUGGUGGUGUGAUGGUUCUGCUCUCAAAUACCCCUUUUCCACCAACAAGGAACAGGUUCUUGAACCAAUUCCGUUCAGGAUUCUUUGAACCUUAGUGCCCACGUUUUCACCAGUUUUGAGUGGAACCGUUGUAAUCAAGGAUGAGUCAUGAACAGAGGACGUUUCUCAAUGGACAACAGGAGUAAAUAGUAGGAGCGAGAUGGUGGAGCACAUUGACUGAUUACCUUUGAGCUUUUGUUCUGUUCUUGCGGAUAUUUGUUUUCGGUCCGUAUUUUCUGAAAAUGUUUCCUUUUCAAUUGUAUUCUCCGUUGUUGCACUCUGCUUCCUCUCCAAACAUGCCCACUGAUGUCAUCACGGUUUGUGCUGGAAAAACCAGCUAUAUUUUAGUUCCAACUGGGAACCAACUUUUUCAAGUUCCAAACCAAUUUAUUUUUGGUUGAAAUGCACUGAACGGUUCAAAAUUCAGUGACCCAUUCCCUGUUGGUCAAAAAGGGGUAAGACUGGUGGAAAUGAGAACCAGUUCUGGUUCCUGCAUCAGCUCUGUGUUGGUGGAAAAAGAAAACACGGCACCAUGUUUAUAGAUGAAAGAAAAUCAGGUAUGGAUUCAGGCACAGCAUCCUUUACUUUGUAUAUUAUUCUUCUGUUCAACUUUGCAUAUUGUUUUUUGUGUUAAUAUUGCAUGUGUUCCAGUGUUCAGCAGACCAGGCUAUUGUUAAGAAUCCUGAUGAUACAUAAGCAUAAACCUUUUAUAACUUAUUUAUUUAUGUAUUUAUUUAUAAUUAUUUAAUUAUUAUUGAGUUAUUAUAUUUAUUCCUAUUAACAUAUUUCUUUUUACAUUUUGUUGCUUAUAGAUGGAAGUGUAGUUUUUUUUAAACACCAAAGCAUAUAAGAAUUAGCGUUAACAGUGAAUAGUGAACCUGAACCCUUUAUAUUGAGCAUGUGAUAAACCAGCAUUGUGAACGUACUGCAUUAAUAUGCAAACCAGUGACACUCCCUUUGUAAGCUUUUCCCCUGAGGUUUGGAUUCAUUAACUGGAUCUGUUCUAUAGUUAUUGCAUUUUGAUGUUAUUGAACUUGCAUUUGUAUGAAAUGGUCGGAAUGAAUCUGAAUUAAUUGCAACCUUUUAACUACAAUAAAAUUACUUUAA
Molecule: messenger RNA, 5417 nt
Organism: Neoarius graeffei (lesser salmon catfish)
Lineage: Eukaryota; Metazoa; Chordata; Actinopteri; Siluriformes; Ariidae
Gene: cldnd1a
Product: claudin domain containing 1a
Exons: 5
Coding region: 567-1331 (254 amino acids)
Cellular component (GO): membrane
Source: RefSeq, a predicted model, not a curated record